This is a messenger RNA of Elaeis guineensis (African oil palm), 1053 nucleotides long. Its product is annotated as protein TIFY 3. Lineage: Eukaryota; Viridiplantae; Streptophyta; Magnoliopsida; Arecales; Arecaceae. Gene Ontology annotation, cellular component: nucleus. Gene Ontology annotation, biological process: regulation of jasmonic acid mediated signaling pathway; response to wounding; regulation of defense response. The record is from RefSeq and is a predicted model, not a curated record.
CCCCCUUAAUUCCUUCCUCCCAAGGGAUUGAUGGGUAUGGGAAACCAGGGAUAGACGUACGUUCCCUCUUCCAUAAAAAAAAAAAAAAAAUUAAAAGAAAAGAAAAAUAAAUUUCCCUCUCUCUCCUGUUCCCCCUCCAAAAAAUCUUCUAUAAUUCACCACCAGCUCAGAUCGAGAGACCUCUAUAGAUACGAUGGAGCCGGCCAGCGCCAAAGAAGCGGAGAAGAUUAGGGAAGACGAUACCGUCGAAAUCAAGCGCGAGGCGGAGACCGAGGAGGACGAGAGCGCCCUCCAUCUCUCCCUUAAAUCGGUCAUCGACGCCGACUCCAACAGCAGGAACUCGGCAACCCCAAUGCCGAACGCUUCGGGCGGUUCCCAGCUCACCAUCUUUUACAACGGCGCCGUCGGCGUCUACGACGCCGUUCCACCGGAGAAGGCCCAGGCGAUCAUGCUCAUCGCUGCGGCGGCUGCGGCCGCGGCGAAUAACAGCAAUGCUGCUGCCAAGGGGUCGCCGGUGCUCACAAGGUCUCUGUCGCUGCAGAGCUCCUCAGGAGGGGUAUCGCCGCAGAACCAGCUGGUUGCGAAUCCCGGCAAUUCCCUCUGCAAGCUGCAAGCUGAGCUGCCCAUUGCGAGGAGGAAUUCGCUUCAGCGGUUCUUGGAGAAGCGCCGGGACCGGUUGGUGAGCAGAGCUCCUUAUGCUUCUGCGAAAACAUCAUCAGAUGGCAUGGAAGUGUCUGUGGAGGGAAAGCCUCAAAUCUCUUGACCCGUCUGCAUGGCUCUCUAAUCCAACUAUCCCAGGGUUGUCGUAAAUUAAGUCUAUGUUAUUGUAAGAACCUAGACCGGGCCAUAGACCUAAUCCUUUAUUUCUAUAAGUUCCUGUUGUUUCGGACUUUUUGCUGUAACAUGAACUUAAACCCCGUGACAUCUGUGAUGUUCUUGUCUGUACCAUCAGACUAUGAUGUUUCUCUAAUUAUGCAUCAGUUUCUAGACGUUGCUAAAUAUGGAUUCUAGCUAUUUGGUGAAAAUGGAAAAUUAAAGGCUUGUUUGAUGUUG